AUGAUAUUUAUCAUUUGUCAAACUGCUUCAUUAUAUGAUCGUAGUAAUGAUGAUGAUGAUGAUGAUGAUAUUGAUAGUACUUAUGAAUUAUAUAAUCAAUUUAAAUCUCUUACUCCUCAGGAGUUAGCUGAUCUUGAUGAAUUUCUUUCACGUAAACUUGGUGAUGAAUCAUCAUCAUUAUCAUCAGGAGAAGUGUUAUAUCGUAAUACACGUCGUCCACAUCAAAAUUUAAUUGUUAAACGUGAUGCUUUAUGGACAACAACAGAAGUACUCGAGUGUAUUCGACGUUUGAAAUAUUCUAAUAAUUCAAAACUUGAUCUUGUUACAGAAAUGCUCAAUUGUUAUCGACGUCUUAAACAUUCAGGUUAA
Molecule: messenger RNA, 369 nt
Organism: Rotaria sp. Silwood2
Lineage: Eukaryota; Metazoa; Rotifera; Eurotatoria; Philodinida; Philodinidae
Source: the annotation of a GenBank genome assembly